Molecule: messenger RNA, 660 nt
Organism: Symbiodinium sp. CCMP2456
Lineage: Eukaryota; Dinophyceae; Suessiales; Symbiodiniaceae
Source: the annotation of a GenBank genome assembly
GUUGUUGGAACCAAGUACAUCUUCAUCAAAAGCCAGGUCCCUGUCGUGCUUCUGCAAACCAUCCGUGGCGUUGGAACGAAGGGGCAGAUCGUCCACGUAAGGCGCGGGUAUGCGCGGCAUGUCCUGGUGCCAAAAGGACUAGCGGCCUUCGGUACAUGGGAAAACAUCGAUGCGUUUGCCGAUCCAACGUUGAUCGCUGACCCCACGCUGAAGGCACGCGCUGCAACGGAGAGGGGUCAAUUGCCAUUCGAUUGGGUGGGCGACGUCCGUCUGAGAUUUGUUCGCCCUGCUCGCGAGGAUCAAAGCAUGGCGCUUCUCGAGCCUGUUUCCAAAUGGGACGUGCUUGAGGACCUUUCAACCAACCACGAGUUGGACCUGCUCCCGGGCAACCUGGAUAUUCCUGACGGCGGUCUUAGCAGAGCUGGAUUGCAUGAGGUCCCUGUGAGCAUUCCCUUCCGCAACCCGGAGACUGCGGCAGGAAAAUACACCAUUCUGGUGGACGUGAUCUCCAAGCAGAGCCAGGAUGAAGAGCUUCAGCGCGAAGAAAUGAAAAAGGCUCUCGAGCAGGGCAUGAGCUACAAACUCGUGCAACGUGGGGGAGCAGUCCAGGAUCUUGCCGAUGAAGAUGAUGCCGGCGAUGAAGAAGAGUUUGUCGAGUGA